AUGUCGUGCCCGUUUGCGAGACGGGCGUUGCUGAUCAGCGAGCGUGCGCCGACUGUUGAGGAAGAGAGUGCAGCAGGCUGGCUGGCUGCAAGCGGUCUUGUCGCCGCGCGACUCGGCGGCCACCACUUUGCAGGUGGUCGCGCGGCGGCGGCGGCGGCGGCGGCGGCGGCGGUUCCGCCCUCUCUGGCUCUGGGCGCACCCCCUGGCCGGCACGGUUCCUCUGCACGUUCCUCUACACGUUCCUCUGCGCGUUCCUCUGCACGUUCCUCUGCACGUUCCUCUGCAGGUUCCUCUGCAGGUUCCUCUGCACGUUCCUCUGUACGUUCCUCUGCACAUUCCUCUGCACGUUCCUCUGCAGGUUCCUCUGCAGGUUCCUCUGCACGCUCCUCUGCACCUUCCUCUGCACGUUCCUCUGCACGUUCCUCUGCACGUUCCUCUGCAGGUUCCUCUGCACGUUCCUCUGCACAUUCUUCUGCACGUUCCUCUGCACGUUCCUCUGCACGUUCCUCUGCACGUUCCUCUGCACGUUCCUCUGCACGUUCCUCUGCACGUUCCUCUGCACAUUCCUCUGUGCGUUCCUCUGUACGUUCCUCUGCACAUUCCUCUGCACUUUCCUCUGCACGUUCCUCUGCACGUUCCUCUGCAGGUUCCUCUGCAGGUUCCUCUCCAGGUUCCUCUGCACUUUUCUCUGUACGUUCCUCUGAACGUUCCUCUGCACGUUCCUCUGCAGGUUCCUCUGCAGGUUCCUCUGCACGUUCCUCUACACGUUCCUCUGCGCGUCCCUCUGCACGUUCCUCUGCACACUCCUCUGCAGGUUCCUCUGCAGGUUCUUCUGCACGUUCCUCUGUACUUUCCUCUGCACGUUCCUCUGCACAUCCCUCUGCACGUUCCUCUGCAGGUUCCUCUGCAGGUUCCUCUGCACGUUCCUCUGUACAUUCCUCUGCACAUUCCUCUGCACGUUCCUCUGCAGGCUCCUCUGCAGGUUCCUCUGCACGUUCCUCUGCA
This is a messenger RNA of Schistocerca americana (American grasshopper), 1005 nucleotides long. RefSeq names its product sialidase-like. The record is from RefSeq and is a predicted model, not a curated record. The annotation marks the transcript as partial. NCBI's taxonomy places the organism in Eukaryota, Metazoa, Arthropoda, Insecta, Orthoptera, Acrididae. The transcript has 4 exons.